GACAAACAUCGCGCUCGCAUUCGAUUAUGCCACAUCCGAGGACUGCCUGAACUUGAACGUGUUUACGCCAGUGAGCGAGCCGACCGAGCCGCUGCCCGUGGUCAUCUGGCUCCACGGUGGCUCCAACGUCGCUGGGAGCGCGACGUCCCACGGCCCCGUCGAGUGGCUCGUCAACGGCAUGGAGAACAGCGUGAUUGUGGUCUCCAUCAACUCCCGGCUUGCCGCGCUCGGCUUCUUGGCGCUGGAGGUGCUCGCGACCGAGGACCCGCGCAACGUCUCUGGCAACUACGCCAUCCUCGACCAGCAGCUCGCGAUGCGCUGGGUCAAGCGCGAGAUCGAGCACUUCGGCGGCGACCCCAAUCGCGUGUUUCUCCUUGGGCAGUCUUCCGGCGGCACUAACAUCAUGGCCCACCUGAUCGCGCCCGAGUCCGUGCCGCUCUUCGCCGGGGCCAUCUCGCUCUCGGGAUCACCCAACAUCACGAUGAACAAAGCGGACAAGUACGAGCAGGACCGCAAGUACUGGCUGGACAACACCCCUUGCAAGGACACCGAGCCUGCGGCCGAGCAGCUGGCGUGCAUGCGCAAACUCUCCGUCGCGGAGGUCAUGCAAGCCAUGGACACGACCUGCAAGACCGACAUCGAGCCGAACGACAAGAACCCCUUCCCCAGCGAGAUCGCCUGCACGGGCGACGGAGGGCGGUACAACUUGUGGAAUCAGGACUCGCAGGUGCCCGUCGACCCCUCGCUCGGCCAGAUGGGCUUUGGCCUCCCAUUCAUCGACGGCCACACGCUCGACGGCGGCUCCAACAGCUCCAUCCUCACGGGGCUGAAGAAGACGUUCUCCAACGCUUCCGCGCCCGCGGUCAUUUUCCAGACCUUGUCGGCGGAGCACAACUGGCCGCCGUCUAACGCGUUCACCAAGGCCAGCUACGAGGACAAUGGCGCGCGUGGCUUGCUGGACAAACAGCUGGGCGUGUGCAUGAGAGACGGAGACGACCUCAAGCGCCCGUGCUGCCAGAGUUGCACCGGGUCACCCGGCAACGCCGUCGACAACCAGUUUGGCACGGAGUCGGUUCUCCUCUCCGACUUCUUGGACACGGUCUUCAACCUUACCGAGAAUGACACCGAGAACAGAGCCGACGACCCGCACUGGAAGCUAUAUCCGGCCUACGCCCUGACGGCCGACGCCGGCGCGACUUGCGGCAACGUUGAGCUUGCGCUUGCAGCUGCGAGUGGCGGGAAUGUGGGCAAGAUCUUCGUGAGCACCGUCGUCACGCCCCCUUCGAACCCCGUCUUCGCCGGCUCGUGCUUCAUCCGCUCGACCAUGCCGUUCCAUUCUUGGGAUUUUCUCGCCGCUCUGCAGGCGAGCAACCCGGACGGGGCGGAUAAGCCUUGGCGCGCGGGCAAGAUGGACAACCCACACGGGUAUGCCGUCAGCUGUGGAGAGGAGGAUGACGAGACCCCCGCGAAGCAGCCCUACCAGCCUUCUACUCGCGACGUCGAGUUUGGAAAGCAGGUGCUGGGCCAGUGGCUGGCCUUCAUCAAGACGGGGAAGCCCGGAUGGGAUGCCGUCGGCUCGAGCGACUGGUCGGACUACCAGCACGGCAAGAUCACCGACAAGCCCGCCAUGACGGUGCCGAGCUACAAGCAGCCGGCGUGCGACAACCUCAAGAAGGCUGGGGUGGACAUCAACUGGUGGUGGGUCAACUGAGAGGCUUGGCCGGCCGCUCACCGCACCCCCGGCGCCACAGCUGAGCGCGACCAACCUAGCGCGCUCCCUCGCCACACGCGCGCGCGCGGACGCAUGGAGAUCCGCGCGCGUGCCACACAUGCAUACUCUCCAUGCCGCGAGCCCGCGCCUGCGCCGCUCGUCUCGUGCGAUGGCACGUCGCCUGCUAGGUCGCCCGUGCCCCGGAGCUACGCCGCCGCGGCCCCGGCCGCAUCUCCACCGUCCACGCGUCGUAAGUCGUAUCCACAUGGUUCAUGCCC
Messenger RNA from Emiliania huxleyi CCMP1516, 1989 nucleotides. RefSeq lists its product as hypothetical. Bases 179 to 1711 code for a protein of 510 amino acids. The transcript has 6 exons. NCBI's taxonomy places the organism in Eukaryota, Haptophyta, Isochrysidales, Noelaerhabdaceae. The record is from RefSeq and is a predicted model, not a curated record.